AUGGGAAAUGGAAAAUGGGAAAUGGUCAACGGGGAAUGGUCAACGGUCAAUGGUCAAUGGCAAAUGGUACAAGGAGAUCUUCCGGUAGAUAUAUUAAAGUAUCAUUUGGAUGGAGGAUCCAUCGAUCUUGUGAUGGGAAGAAAAAGGAGGGGGAGCAUGGGGAGAAUGGAGAAAAAGGGGAAAUAUGGAGAAAGGAUAUGGAGAAAGGGAGAGAGGGAGGCAAAAAGGAAGAGAAGACAGGAAAAGGGAGAGAAGACAGGAAAAGGAAGAGAAGACAAGAACAAGAAAAAGAAAAAGAAUAAAUAA
Molecule: messenger RNA, 306 nt
Organism: Botrytis deweyae
Lineage: Eukaryota; Fungi; Ascomycota; Leotiomycetes; Helotiales; Sclerotiniaceae
Exons: 1
Coding region: 1-306 (101 amino acids)
Source: RefSeq, a predicted model, not a curated record